UUUCCCUUAUCUUUAUAAUCAACAAUUUAAUUAAAUCUCAAGCUUGAAAUGAUCAUAACUUUCUCUCUAUAAUUUCUUUGCCAAGCAUAAAAAAAAAUUGUCAACCUAGCUAGGUUGCACAAACUAUUAUUUUUAAGCUAUGAUGUCAAAUGAUCAAAUAAGAGUGAAAGGAGGAGGAGGAGAAGAAGAAGGAGAAGGAUCGUCAACAAGAUCAUCAACUACUUUACUUAUAGCACCAUCUGACGAUCAACAUCAGUUACCACCACCACCCCAAUUGAGUAGGUACGAAUCUCAAAAACGUCGCGAUUGGAACACUUUUGGACAAUACUUGAAAAAUCAAAGGCCUCCAGUUGUUUUAUCCCAGUGCAACUAUAACCACGUGUUAGAAUUUCUCCGAUACCUAGAUCAAUUCGGAAAAACUAAGGUACAUUUACAUGGUUGCCCUUUUUUCGGGCAACCAGAGCCUCCGGGGCCUUGUACUUGUCCUCUUAGACAAGCAUGGGGAAGUCUUGAUGCCCUUAUUGGUAGGCUUAGAGCUGCCUAUGAAGAAAAUGGUGGUCUACCGGAGAAUAAUCCAUUCGCGAGUGGUGCUAUACGCGUUUAUCUUCGAGAGGUAAGAGAUUUUCAAGCUAAAGCAAGAGGAAUUUCCUAUAAGAAGAAGAAAAAGAAGAGGAAAAUGCAAAUCAAAGCUACUUCUAGUAAUGCUCACGAGACAACAACAACUACCUUUCAAUUCCAAUCUUCUUGAAUUUCAAUUUGGCUUAUGAAGAAACAAGCAAAAGGUAAAAA
Molecule: messenger RNA, 789 nt
Organism: Solanum dulcamara
Lineage: Eukaryota; Viridiplantae; Streptophyta; Magnoliopsida; Solanales; Solanaceae
Product: protein LIGHT-DEPENDENT SHORT HYPOCOTYLS 10-like
Exons: 1
Coding region: 140-748 (202 amino acids)
Biological process (GO): response to light stimulus; mRNA transcription
Cellular component (GO): nucleus
Source: RefSeq, a predicted model, not a curated record